Yarrowia lipolytica CLIB122 is the source of this 972-nucleotide messenger RNA. The record is from RefSeq and is a predicted model, not a curated record. Lineage: Eukaryota; Fungi; Ascomycota; Dipodascomycetes; Dipodascales.
AUGGGUGACGACUUCCUUGGCUGGUGGCAGGUUAGUGAUUGGAAGGCGUUACCAGAGUCAGCCAUCGAAACCACCAUCAGUCACCAUCAGUCACCACCAGUCACCACCAGUCACCACCAGGCACCACCAGUCACCACCAGUCACCACCAGUCACCAUCAGUCACCACCAGUAACACCACCCUCACCACCAUCACCAGAGUCCUGAUCUCCACCAUGAAAUCAAAAACCCGGUACCAUUGUCCCCAUUUCGGCUGCAAAAAGUCCUACACGCGUCGGGACUAUGUUGAGCGUCAUGCCGUUAAUCACAUGACCACAAAACCAUACAUCUGCCUGGUGUGCGACCGAUACUUCAGUCGAGCAGACCUGUUCGAACACCACAUGGACACAAAGUACCACCGAAAACGUGCGGAAAAAUACCAACACCCAGAUCAUCCAUGGCAGGCGCCGGAGACCAUGAUGGGACCGGGUCAAGGGAUCGCUCCUGGCCAAGGGCUCGCUUCUGGUCCCGGUCUCGGUCUCGGUCCCGGCCCCGGUCCAGAUGGAUUCGAAACUCCCCAAACGACUUUCGACAACGAAGUCAUGUCUCCAAACGAACCUCAGGACCACCUAACCGCCCCCAACCCGGACUCGUACUUUGUCUACCAACAGAAACAUGAGUCAUCCUAUUAUUACCCCUCACAGCCGCUGUUUCUGGCCCCCGUUCCCCGAGCCAUGUCCCAGAAUCAUAGCCAGAGUCUUAGCCAGAGCCAGAGUCUUAGCCAGAGUCAUAACCUGUCCAGCCGUCUGUCUAGUCACCCAAGCAGCCUUUCCCCGAACCAUUCUCAGACCCAGAGUCAUAGUCUGAGUCCCCACCAAAACCACAGCCACCCCGCUGUCCACUCCACCCAACCAAUGCUCAUGUCACAACAUGGGCCAGCCCAACAGGUGUAUCCCUGGCUGCCAUCCCAGGCGAACCCCAUCCACUAUGUAUAG